UGAGGCAGCAUCAGGCGGCUCUCUGACGUAGCCAAUAGGUGCUGCGAGCUGUCGGGCAGAAGAUGUCCAGGGCAGACCAGGGAAAGGAUUCUCAGCCCAGUGGGAGCGAGAUGAGCAUCGAGCUGAGGCCAACAGCCCCCAGCAACCAGGGCCGCAGCAACGAAGCCUUCCAGGAUGAAGACCUUGGGGAACAGAACACGGGGAACAGCACCGUCCGGGGCAGAGUUGUACAAAGCGGGGAGCAAGGAAAUGCCAAACAGGGUGGCACGCGAAUCACGAUUGAGCAGGAGUCUCUGGAAAACAAGGUCGACAUGGAGGACGAUGACCAGGAAGAGCACCACAAAGGGUGUUUGGAGAGGAAGUAUGACACAGUUUGCGAGUUUUGUAGAAAGCACAGAACCAUCCUUCGGCGCAGCAUCAGGGGCAUUUUGUUGACUGGUUUCCUGGCCUUGGUGAUUGCAGCCUGUGCACUGAACUUCCACAGAGCCCUGCCCCUUUUUGUGAUCACCGUGGUCGCCAUCUUCUUUGUUGUCUGGGAUCACCUGAUGGCCAGAUAUGAACACCGAAUCGAGGAGUUCCUGUCUCCAGGCAGAAGCCUUCUCGAUAGGCACUGGUUUUGGCUGAAAUGGGUGGUAUGGACCUCAUUGAUCCUGGCCGUCAUUUUCUGGUUGAUCCUUGACACUGCCAGACUGGGCAAACAGCACCUGGUAUCGUUUGGCGGACUCAUAAUGUACAUCAUCCUGCUGUUCCUGUUUUCCAAACAUCCAACCAGAGUUUACUGGAGGCCUGUGUUUUGGGGAAUUGGAUUACAGUUUCUUCUUGGGCUCUUAAUUCUAAGGACCAAGCCUGGCUUUAUUGCUUUUGAUUGGAUGGGAAAACAAGUUCAGACUUUUCUGGAGUUCACGGAUGCUGGAGCUAUGUUUGUCUUCGGUGAUAAGUAUACAGACCACUUCUUUGCAUUUAAGAUCCUACCAAUUGUGGUUUUCUUCAGCACGGUGAUGUCCAUGCUCUACUACUUGGGACUGAUGCAAUGGAUCAUCAGAAAGGUCGGAUGGUUGAUGCUUGUCACCAUGGGGUCAUCUCCCAUCGAGUCUGUAGUUGCUGCUGGAAACAUAUUUAUUGGGCAAACAGAGUCUCCACUGCUGGUCCAACCCUAUCUGCCACAUGUCACCAGGUCAGAACUCCACACCAUCAUGACAGCUGGCUUUGCGACGAUUGCUGGAAGCGUUUUGGGAGCCUAUAUCUCUUUUGGGGUGUCAUCCACACACUUGCUAACCGCCUCAGUCAUGUCAGCACCUGCAUCCCUGGCUGUGUCCAAACUCUUCUGGCCUGAAACAGAGAAACCCAAAGUAACCCUCAAGAAUGCCAUGAAAAUGGAGAACGGUGAUUCAAGGAAUCUCCUGGAGGCUGCGACACAGGGAGCAUCCUCAUCCAUCCCACUGGUAGCAAACAUCGCUGCGAAUCUGAUCGCCUUCCUGGCCUUGCUGUCCUUUGUGAACUCAGCCCUGUCCUGGUUUGGAAGCAUGUUCGACUACCCACAGCUGAGUUUUGAGCUACUUUGUUCCUACCUCUUCAUGCCCUUUGCCUUCAUGAUGGGAGUCGACUGGCAAGACAGCUUUAUGGUCGCCAAACUCAUAGGUUACAAGACAUUCUUCAAUGAAUUUGUGGCUUAUGACCACCUUUCGAAACUGAUCAACUUGCGGAAAGCGGCUGGACCCAGAUUUGUAAAUGGUGUGCAGCAGUAUAUGUCGAUUCGUUCCGAGACCAUUGCGACCUAUGCCCUCUGUGGUUUUGCCAAUUUUGGUUCCCUAGGAAUAGUGAUCGGCGGACUUACAUCCAUUGCUCCGUCAAGAAAGCGUGACAUUGCCUCUGGAGCGCUGAGAGCCCUGAUCGCCGGGACCAUUGCCUGCUUCAUGACGGCCUGCAUCGCGGGCAUUCUCUCUAGCACGCCUGUGGAUAUCAACUGCCAUCACAUUCUAGAGAGCACCAGCGGACUCAGCAACACAACCCAAGUGGUGUCUUGCUGCCAAAAUCUGUUGCAAAGCACUGUUGCCAAGGGACCAAAUGAGGUCAUCCCAGGAGGAAACUUCAGCCUCUAUGCUUUGAAGACAUGCUGCAACCUGCUGAAACCAUCAGCACUGAACUGUGAUUGGAUCCCUAAUAUGCCAUGAUCUAAUCCACGUAUCCAGUGGUAUUCUAUGCACAGAUGCUGCGUUUUCUGCUCUGGAGGGGAUAGAAAGCUAUUGCCAUAGAUUGAUAACUCUGUCAUGGACUAAGAUUUAAUGGCAAAGGAGGAAGAAAGUCUCGAGUAAAUCCUUCUGAGCUAGUGUCGCCUUCUUUUCUUCUCUUCUUAGCUCACCUUUUCUCUGUGGAGAACUCCUACAACCGCGUCCCAAACCUCAGUCCCAGCAAUGGCUUUCUGUUUUCAAGGCAUUUCAUGAGAAAAAAAUGUUUUUGCAUAUAUAUCAUAUACCAUAUAUAUAUAUGUAUACCAUAUACCAUGUGUGUGUGUGUGUGUGUGUGUGUGUGUGUGUGUGUGUGUGUGUUAGCUCCCAACUAUUGGGGUCUGACUCAGCUGUACCCCUUUUGGUGCUCUAAGGAUGCCAGAUCAAUGCAAUGUCAACACGGUUCAGGUAAGGCCAUUCUGCCUUCAGUCCAGGUUAUCCGAAAGGCUUGAAUCUCAUGUGAUGGAGAGCUAACGCGCAAUGACCCACUCGCUGACUUCGCUGCAGAAGUUCUGCACAAACCGAGAGUCCUUCCUAAAGGCACACAGGCCACAGGAAAACCAGUAUUUACAUCCACAAACUGUAAAGGCGUGUAAGCAGUCAGCUUGUGUAAACCUGUGUUGCGGGAACUCCCCCAAACUUCCAGAUCUUAAAAAAUCUCUUUUUCUAAUAUGUUUGAAAUGCUUAAUUUCAAGACUUUUAGUCUCAUUUCUUCAGAGGUAUAAAAGCAGUCAGCCCACAUCUUUUUAAAGCUAAUAUAUGUUCUUCGGCAAUUUUACACAUACAUCUAAUGUGUCUUGAUCAUACGUACCCCCAACUCCUCCUGACAUCCCUCAGCUCGUCCCCAUCCACACUCAUGUCUGCUCCGCUCCGUGUUUUGUAACUCUCUGAAUCUAAUGCUGCCUGCUGUAACAUUGACUGGUGUUGGCUUGGUUUCUGUGCAAAUAACCGUAUCUGCAGUGAGUUCAUGAGUGCAGCGUCACGUCCUGUCCGGAAACAGCAUUUCACAGCCCUCUUCUUCAGCUCCUGCUCUCACACUCUUUCCUCCUCUCCUGGGCGAUAUUCCUUGUGCCUCGAGGACGUUGAUAAAAAUGUCUGGUUUGGGACUGAGCACUCAACAUUCACAUAUCCUCAGAACAUUUAUUAGUUGAGUCUCCGCAUUGCUGUAUUUGGGCUUAAUCUAUGCUGUGUCCACCUCCAGUACCCAGGCUAAAGAACAGCCCCUGUGUGGGGCUCACUGGCCUUAGGGAGCCAUGGAGAAACAUGUCAGCCCUUAUAAGUCCCGCUAGGAGCCAGACAGAGGUGCAUCCUCCUGUAAUCUCUUGGGAGCUGAGACAGGAAGAAUAUGAACUCAAAACCAGCACAGUGGACAUAAAAAGACUGUGUCUCCAAGCAACAACAACAAAACUUGUACAGGAUAGUAACACUCUUCAUUUCUACUCUAUACCACGAAGCAGAGUAAGUCCUGUGACCGGCCCAGUUCUGUGUCCAGGAGUGAACUGUCUUGUCACAGCAGGAUAAAUAAUACAACACCAAGCUGCCUGACAUCCAUGGGACUGUGGCAGUGACAGCUCUGUCACUGAGUAGACUGUAUUUGUAGGCCCGUUGGUACGCCACGUUGCUGCUGUAUUCCUGAUGAUAAGAUUGUAAAACAUUAGUCCUCGGUCAAGAAGCCAUGUGAGCACCAGCCACGAAGAGAAAUCAAUGCUGCCUGAGAUGGGACUGCCUUUCAUCGGCUCUCCCAUCAAUCAGCAAGACACCAGCACCACACAGGCUCACUAGGCGUCUGUGUUCUGGAGAUGCCAGCAAAACAUGCUUUGAUGAAGUCAGUAUCACAUGCAGAGACCACUCUGUGUGAGGAAAACCUCAUGGCCCCUGA
This is a messenger RNA of Meriones unguiculatus (Mongolian gerbil), 4104 nucleotides long. RefSeq names its product solute carrier family 28 member 3 (gene Slc28a3). The coding region runs from base 63 to 2171 and encodes 702 amino acids. Gene Ontology annotation, biological process: pyrimidine nucleoside transport; purine nucleoside transmembrane transport. The transcript has 18 exons. NCBI's taxonomy places the organism in Eukaryota, Metazoa, Chordata, Mammalia, Rodentia, Muridae. Gene Ontology annotation, cellular component: membrane. The record is from RefSeq and is a predicted model, not a curated record. Gene Ontology annotation, molecular function: purine-specific nucleoside:sodium symporter activity; pyrimidine- and adenosine-specific:sodium symporter activity.